AUGACUUCCCCUUCCUUCAUCUCCCUCAUCCUCUCCUCCCAACCUCCCCUCUCUCUCAUCGCCCUCCGUCCUCCUCCCCACCUCCACAACCGCCACCACCACCACCACCUCCUCCUUCCUCCCCCACCUCAACCUUCUUUCCCCGCCUUCGACCCCACCGCCCGCCGCUGGCACCGAUUCGACCUCUCCUUCCUCCCCUUCCGCUCCCUCCACCCAGUCGCUUCCGCCGCCCUGUACCUGCCCGGCGCUUCCGCCGCCGCUCCCUCCACCCCGUCGCUUCCGCCGCCGCCCUGUACCUGCUCCGAUUCAUGGGUAACUUUCGCUUCCAAUCUCCCUGCGAAACCUAGGAGCCCUGUUUUGAUCUCCGGCUCGGUUUUUGCCCUGUGCGAUGUUGGCUCCCCAUGGCGAUCUCAGUGGAAAUUGUUCACAUGUACUUUGAAUAAUCAUAACAACUGGGCUUGCUUGGAGAAGCAUGAAUGGGCGGAUAUAUUCGAUCUCAUCAAGCGGCCUCGUUUGGUGCGUGGGGAUGGGAACAAGGUGCUGUUGAUUGGUGGGUUGAAGUCGACCUUCUCGUUGAACCCGUCUUGCUCGACGAUGCUGAUACUUAGGCUGGAUUUGGAGAAGUUGGAGUGGGAGGAAGUUGGGAAUUAUUGUGGAAGUGGGAAUGAAGGGGAAGGAGAAGGGGCGGCGUGGAGAUGGAUCGAUGAAGUGCCUGGUGGUGGAAAGUUUGGUCGUCGGAGGGCGAAUUCACGUAGGGGGGUUAAAAUUAUUUUAAUUUUGUAA
Linum tenue is the source of this 783-nucleotide messenger RNA. NCBI's taxonomy places the organism in Eukaryota, Viridiplantae, Streptophyta, Magnoliopsida, Malpighiales, Linaceae. The record is from the annotation of a GenBank genome assembly.